Molecule: messenger RNA, 4722 nt
Organism: Labeo rohita (rohu)
Lineage: Eukaryota; Metazoa; Chordata; Actinopteri; Cypriniformes; Cyprinidae
Product: zinc finger BED domain-containing protein 5-like
Exons: 2
Coding region: 2298-3239 (313 amino acids)
Source: RefSeq, a predicted model, not a curated record
GAGGCCCUUAAUAUGCUCAAAAACUCUUGAAAAUUGGCACACACCUUGGAAUCUGUGGCCAUUAGGGCCGGGCAGAAACUGGUACAUGGACGUGGCAUGGGGACUCUACAGCGCCCCCUGGAAUUUGGAGGGUCAUAUAUCACACAAACUUGCACUUACACAAAUGAAACUCAGUACACAUAUAGAACUCAUCAAGUUGAACAACUUUCACACUCUAUGUCAUUAGCUAAUCCCAACAGGAAGUUGGUUAUUCUGGAUUUUGUCAAAAACGCAUGCUCUGGAAUUUGAUAUACUAGUCCUAGGUUUUUUACCCAAUUGCCACCAAACUCGGUCAACCUGAUCUCAAGACAUUGGGGAUGAAAAAUUGUGAGGGGAUUUUUGAUAUCUCGAACGGUUUGGCCGUGGCGAGGCGACGAAAUUAUGGCAAGAAAUGAGAAACAGGAAAUGGCUAAGAACUACUGCACACAUUUUCUGAUUCUGAUGAAACUUCAGGAGUUUGUUCAUUCUGUGAUGCCAAUCACAUAGAUGUGACUAUCAGGAGACAAAGUUAUAGCGCCACCAACUGGCAGCAGGUAGUGUGUCGUUUUCAAAAUGCUUUUAAAUCAGCCUCUUAAUUUUACUCAAUUUGCUUCAGACUUCAUCAGAAUAAUGUCAAAACACGGCCGAUGACAAUCUGUAAAGGGAUCGUGGAUACAUUAAAUGCUGUUGCCAUGGCAAUGUGUCAAACUUUAACAUUUGUUUCCUGUUUUUUUGGGCCACUUAAUAAGCUUAGAUUUUCAUGAAACUCAACACAAACAUCAGUAUUAAUGAUAGUUAGACACUAGCAAAGGCUCAUAAAUGGGCGUGGAGGAGGCGCUCUAUAGCGCCACCUUUUGCCAAAAGUUGGGGGGUUAGUUUUAGCUACAGACACCAACAUUGGUAUGUAUAUUGGUCUCAUUAAGCCAGAUAACUUUCUAAUUUACACCCAUUAGCUGCAACCAACUGGAAGUCUGCUAUUUUGAUUUGAAUGAGGAUUUUUGGAAAAAUCAGGCUAUAAACAAAUUAAUACUCCUCCAAGCAGGAAUAAGUAGUCCACACCAAACUUUGUCAACAUGAUGCCAACAUACUGAAGAUGUUAAAUUGCGAGCGGAUUUGGAAUAUCUUGAACGGUUGAUUUAUAGUGAUUGUUUUUAAAUUAGCAGAAAAAACAUAACCGUAAUAUUAAAAUGCAGCAUCCAAACACUUUUAAAAAAAAUUCAUACGUAGAACUAAUCAUUCUGAGAAAUAAAUGCUUAGUUCCAUCGAUAUAAAAUAAUCAACAAAAAAUAGAAAAUUAAAAAACUAUUAAACAUCUGCUCUCACUCUAACUCUGUGUCGGGGGAUGGGCUUAAGUCUGUGUAUGUGUGUGUGUAAGUGUGAUUGGGGGUAGCUGAGUGGCUGUGUGUGUGUGUGUGUGAGAGAGAGAGAGAGAGAGAGACUGAGAGAGACAGAGUGCCUUUAAAGUGCAUUAUCCUAACUCUUCACAACUUUUUACAUAUGAAAAACAAGUCAUUCUAAGGAAAUGUGUUUAUCACGUUUUCAGAGGCUGCAAAAACAUUUGAAAUAUCACACUUGUAAACUAGCUGAUGAAGACUGUAAUACCAAGGAUGAACACAAGAUGACCUCAUAGGAUAAGGAAUCUUUUCAAUUCUAAUCCUAUCUCAUCCUCAUUGUGUCAGAAUGACUUAAAAGCAUUUUGAUUUUAACCCUUUAAUUGCUGUGACACUUCAAUCCAAACUGGUACAGGGAUACUGUUAAUGCAUGUGCCCGCUGGGCACCGUUUUUCUGAUGGCACCAGGGUUGCGGAUGCACUGGCGGCAAGGGCCCGUCAUCGCUGCUUGCAUCUAUAUUUAUUAUUAUUAUUAUUAUUAUUAUUAUUAUUAUUGUACAUAAAACGUACAACUAUAUUGAGUGAAUUAAGUGAAGGGAAGGAUGGGUUAAGGCAGUGUUUCUUAAAGUGUGGGGCGCGCCCCUCUGGUGGGGAACAGAGACGUGACAAGUGGGGCGCGAAAUACAGGGGGACUUUUUUGUUUAUUCAUUUAUUUUUUUUUUAUUUGUGUUAUUAAAUUUAUUAAUUCAUUUAUUUAAUUACCAUACACCCAAAACAAAACAAAGACACAUUUAAACGUAAUUCUAAAUUAAAACAACAUCAGCGAACGAAUGGCACUGAAAAUGUCACGUGGAACCACAGUACUUUACGACAGUGAUUUUACGUCGGAGUAAUUGAAGCGGAAUGAUUAAAUGUGGAGAGGCGGUACACAGUUGCAGGUAUAAUUAAAAUGGAUAGGUUUGUUACGCGGAACGAAAAGAAAACUGGAGAUUCGGCGCCGGCAGAGAAAACCAAGACAGACAGUAGACCUAAUCAUCAAAAAGGCCAACCAAAAAGAAAAUAUGAUGAGGCAUAUCUUGCUCUUGGAUUUACAGCUGGUGUGGUGGGGGCAGAUGAGAGACCUGUAUGUGUUCUGUGUCUCAAAACUUUAGCUGCAGACAGCAUGAGACCCAACAAAUUAAGACAGCAUUUAGAGACAAAACAUCCCAAACACAUGAAUAAACCGCUUGACUUCUUCCAAAGAAAACUCUCGGAAUAUCGUCAACAGGAAAGUCGAAUGGUAAAAUCUACCUCAGUUAAUAAAAAUGCACAGAUGGCUUCUUUCAAAGUUGCGUACAGGAUUGCCCAUUGCAAGAAACCACACACGAUAGCUGAGCAGCUCAUUCUCCCCGCUGCUCUUGACAUGGUGUCAGUUAUGCUGGAUGAGACGAGUGCUGCCAAAUUGAAAACUAUACCCCUGUCAAACGAUACCGUUGCAAAACGUAUAUGCGACAUUUCAAAUGAUCUCGAGGACCAACUCGUGGAAAAACUAAGAGACACACGAUUUGCACUGCAAGUAGACGAGGCUACUGUCAGCAAUCAAGAUUGUUUGUUUAUUUCAUAUGUCCGUUUUGUAUGCUCUGAGUCACUGAGAGAGGAUUUGCUGUUUUGCAAGUAUGUCCAAACCAGGGCGACGGCUGAUGAACUCUUUAAGAUUCUUGACAGUUAUCUCACAGAACAUGGUCUGAAAUGGGAAAACUGUAUAGGCUUUUGUUCUGACGGUGCUCAGACGAUGGCAGGAAAAAGAAAAGGACUGCAAGCACUUAUAAAAAGGGUCGCCCCAGAAGCGCAAUGGACACACUGUGUUUCACAGGGAAGCUCUGGCAUCAAAGCAUCUCAGCCCCGAACUUAACGACGUCUUGACUGUCGUUGUGAGCGCAGUCAAUUUCAUCAAAACCCGGCCCCUGAAAGCGCGACUGUUCUCCGCACUUUGUGAAGAGAUGGGAGCUGAUCAUACAGCCGUGUUAUUUCACAGCGAUGCAAGGUGGCUGUCCCGUGGCAAAGUGUUGUCGCGAGUUUUUGAGCUUAGAGCGGAGAUUCUGGCUUUCUUGGAAGCGGAACGUGUGUAUGACAUUUCAGGCAAGUUCAGGGAUGAACAAUUUCUAAUGAAACUGGCCUAUCUUAGCGAUCUAUUUGGAAAGCUAAACGAAUUAAAUCUUCAGCUUCAAGGCAAAGACAAGCACCUACCUCACCUAGCAGACAAGAUCACUGCAUUUAUCCGAAAGCUUGAUGUAUGGGGCAGGCACCUUGAUGAAGGAAAUACUGCUGCCUUUGAGAAUCUGCAUGAAAUUUCUGAAACCAGUACCUCCGGAGCCACCACAGUGAUCCCUUGUAUCAAACUGCACAUCUCUACAUUGACACAAUUGUUUCAAAAAUACUUUCCAAACAACAGCAUGCAGUAUGACUGGAUUAUCGAUCCAUUUAAUACACCAGCACCUGCAGAUUUCAGCUCUGCAGAAGAGGACCAAUACUUGAGAUGACGAGUGACUCCACUUUUAGGCUGAGGUUUCCAGCUCAGACACUGAGUGAAUUCUGGCUUGGAGUGGAGAAAGAGUAUCCACUCAUUGGGCAGAGGAGUCUGGCCAUUCUUCUUUUUGCUACAUCCUACCUUUGCGAGAUCGGAUUUUCAACUGUUGCUUCACUGAAAACAAAAUACAGAUCUCAUCUUAGAAUUGAGCAUGACUUGAGAGUGGCAGUAUCAAGCCUUCAACCUCGUUUUGAAAACAUGUGUGCUACAAAACAGGCUCAUUGCAGCCACUAAAAUAGUAAAAAAAAAAAUAAAUAAUAAAGUAAUAUAAUAUAUAAAAUAUAAAGAAAACACAACACUUUUAUUUUCUUUGUUUCUAAAUUGAGUUUAUCAGAGGUAAAAUGCAAACAUAAAUGCAUUAUUAUUAUAGUUAUAUAUGUUUGAACAAAAUGUUAUUUCAUGCAAAGUGAUAAUAUAUUUGUACUUUUAUUAGAUGUUUUAUUUAGGUUCCAUGUGUGAAAGAUUUUAAUGCUGUUAUAUGAAGUUACGGUUUUAAAAUGUAAUGUUAUUUCAAUAAAUUUGAACAGUUAAACUUAAAGCCCAGUUUAUUACAAUUUUGUUGGGGAUGAUUUGGGACAGGUGGGGCUUACAACCCUUCCAUACCUCCAAAGUGGGGAAUGACAGAAAAAGUUUAGGAAACACUGGGUUAAGGGAAAGAAGUGGGGGAGAAGGAACAAAUGUGAAGGAAAGACAGGACAGAAAAGAUCUUUACCAUGUCAUCACUUAGUUUUUUGUUAAAUGAUCAUGGUUAUUGGUAGAGAAGCUUCUGUUUGGUCAGCUCUGAGAGUAUUAUGGUGUGUUGUGUUCU